Molecule: messenger RNA, 1135 nt
Organism: Cydia amplana
Lineage: Eukaryota; Metazoa; Arthropoda; Insecta; Lepidoptera; Tortricidae
Exons: 2
Coding region: 42-1079 (345 amino acids)
Source: RefSeq, a predicted model, not a curated record
GUGAUAUUUCGAUUAUUUACCUUAUACUUGUUCUUUUAGUCAUGAACAAUCAAUUAAUUAAAAGAAUAAUCAACACUAACAACGAACCUUGUCCAGAAUUCCUGUACCACAAUCCGCUCCUCGACAAAAAUGUUACGGACGCGCUCUCCAAGAGUUUUAUCAAGAUUCUCAAGAUAUCUAAUCAAAAUUCUACCUCGAAUAAUAAUGUGAGACUGUCUGUAUUACAAAAUAUUCGGAAAAUCUGCAAAACAGAACCAGAAGGACACUCCCAAGUGGAUGAUCAUUUCACUGAGUUUUUAACGGAAAUUUAUAAAAGCGAUAUCAGUGAACGUGCAAAUAAUACGCAGGAAUCGGUGGAUAAAAAGUUAGAUGCGUUCCUCGUAAGAAAGCUUACACAUAUGGAUGUGAACUCCAGUUUUCAAUCAAUAAUAAAUCCUGAAGUUAUUCAAGCUUUGAUAAACUUGAAUCAAAAUGGCGUGUACAUGGAAACAUUAGCGAAAGAUAUUAUCCACUGGAAUGUAGAGAGCGAGAGAUAUUCCAAUGUCUUGAAAGAAUUAUGGAAUCAUAACACUAGUGGUUCAAGUAUGUUAAGCAAUGAUAUUUCCAUUAAAAUGAAACCCCAAAUAGAGAUGCUGGUACUUAAUAUUUGCAAUAAUUUAUUUGAAACAAGGAACCAGGAUAUUCAAGAUGUUUUGAAGACUAAAGAUUCAACGGAACUUCUAAGAAACUGUUUAAAAUCUACUCAGUGCUUUCAAAUGUGCAGUGGGAUCCUAAACUUUUUAUUUAUAAUGACCAACUUUAACCCGGAGCUGCAAAAGUUUAUCCCGGAGUUUGCUAAAUACGUAAAAUUGAAUUGUUCGUUUGAUACAUGUGCUUUGUAUCCAUUUCAUCUUAGUUCCUUAGUUAUAUUACUUGACUUUGAAUUGGACGAACUACCGGAAUCUCUGAAGGACAGUUAUAUUCAACCAACUAUAAGCCAAUUACAUAAACUGCAUAAGGAUAGUGAAAAUGAUUUAAUUUUAUUACUAUCUCAUUUUCCACAGUGGUUUGAUAUUUAUUUUUAUAAGAAAAACUUGUAAUUUUUAGCUAAAAACAAUUAAAACAAGACUGGAAAUCUGAAUAGAUGUAAGUUAUA